AUGAUCCGUUUAGGACCAUCAUUUACCCCACUGCACGGAACCUUGUGGUCUUCUAUAAAUCCGCAGAUACUCAUAAUCAAGUUGAUUCUCUUGUGCCUUUUGGGAAUUGGAGAUGGAGCACGGAUUCUGGCACCUUUCUUCCUGCCGGUGAAAAGCCAUUUAAUGAUGUCCAAUGCGAUUAUAAGGGAACUGGUGAAACGUGGACAUGAGGUCACUUAUAUUACACCCUUAUCGCUGGCCAAGGAAAACUUGGGGCCCAACUAUAAGGAAAUUCUGUUGCCCCACUAUAACACCUGGGCAGAUAUAUCUGCGUUGAUGAAGACCAAUUCGGCGGUGGAUAUGAUUGACUUUUCAAAGCUAACACACAUGCGACUGGGCCAACACAUUGGAAUCAAAUCAACGGACUUGGCACUGGCGCAUUCGGCGGUUCAGGAUUUAAUUCACGCUGAGGAUAAGAGGGGAAAAUUCGAUCUCCUACUAGCGGAACAGUUCUACAAUGAGGGAGCUCUGAUGCUCGGCCAUCUCUACCAAAUACCCAUCAUUACAGUCGCGACCUUUGCCUAUGCCAACUACUUUAGCCAAAUCUUUGGCUUCAUAAAUCCUUUAUCGUAUGUUCCGAAUGUUUAUUUGUCCUGCACCGAUCAAAUGACAUUGCGGAAGCGAUUGGAGAAUGUGGUGAUUACCACUGUUGAGGAUGUGAUGCGGGAGGUAUCGUACUACCCGGCUCAGGAUGCUAUUAUCAGGAAGCAUUUCGGAAAGUUGCUGCCACAAGUGCCGACUGUUAAGCAAUUGGAACGAAAUAUAUCGUUAAUACUUCUGAACAGCUACAUGCCGCUGACAUCGCCAAGACCGAUGACCAUGAACAUGGUUUCAGUGGGCGGACUACAUAUCCAGCCACCCAAACCUCUGCCAGAACAUAUAAAAAGCUUCCUCGACGGCGCCGAGUUUGGUGCCAUCUACUUUAGUUUGGGAUCUCAAGUGCGCAGUGCUGACAUGCCACCCGAAAAGCUGAAGAUAUUCCUUGAAGUCUUCGCCAGCCUAAAACAACGCGUCCUUUGGAAAUUCGAAGACGACCAGUUGUCAAAUAUUCCCGACAAUGUCAAGAUCGAGAAGUGGCUACCCCAGGCCGACAUAUUGGCCCACCCGAAAGUGAUGGUGUUCAUUGCCCACGGUGGAGUCUUUGGAAUGCAAGAGGCCGUUUAUCAUGCUGUUCCGGUUCUGGGAAUGCCAUUUUACUUCGACCAGGAUGUGAACAUUAAACAAGGCCAAGUGGCUGGCUACGCCAUUGGAUUGGAUUAUCGCACCAUUUCGGAAGAUCUGCUGAGAUCUGCUCUCAAUGAGCUGCUGACGAAUCCCAAAUAUAAAGCCAAUAUGGACAAAGCAUCCCGAAUCUUCCGCGAUCGUCCACUUGGGGCCAUGGACACGGCUGUUUACUGGAUCGAUUAUGUGGCAGAACAUCGGGGGGCUUCGCAUAUGGUGGCUGCUGGAGUACAUCUUCCCUGGUUCCAGUUUUACCUACUGGAUGUCUCAGCAAUUAUACUGAUAAUUGCUCUAAUACCUCUUUUAUGUUUAUAUGUCAUCUACCGAAAGGUGAAAUCUUUGCGACGUGUUAAAGACAAUAAGAAAGAGUCAAAAUCAGAAUAAAUAUCA
Drosophila takahashii is the source of this 1650-nucleotide messenger RNA. The record is from RefSeq and is a predicted model, not a curated record. Lineage: Eukaryota; Metazoa; Arthropoda; Insecta; Diptera; Drosophilidae.